Molecule: messenger RNA, 1488 nt
Organism: Homalodisca vitripennis (glassy-winged sharpshooter)
Lineage: Eukaryota; Metazoa; Arthropoda; Insecta; Hemiptera; Cicadellidae
Gene: Spf45
Product: splicing factor 45
Exons: 9
Coding region: 175-1398 (407 amino acids)
Biological process (GO): alternative mRNA splicing, via spliceosome; mRNA cis splicing, via spliceosome
Cellular component (GO): precatalytic spliceosome
Molecular function (GO): RNA binding
Source: RefSeq, a predicted model, not a curated record
UUUUUUAAUUAAUUAGGUUGCAAAAUAAAUUGUUCAGUUUGUAUAAUUAAAUACAAACGAGCUAAGACAAGAAAUCACAGUUUUUAAAUUCCUUCAAAGGUUAAAAAAAUAAUAUCAUAAAUCAUUAUGAGUUGAAAACAAGAAAUACCUAAGUAAACUUAUUAAUUGGACAUUAUGUCGCUCUACGAUGAUUUCGACGCAAUUAAGCAAAAGUCUGAUCACGUAGCUGGGUGGUCAUCUGGAAUAAAACUGUUUCAGUCACAAUUGCAACUUAAAAAGGCUUCUCAAACUCAGCCUAGAAGAGAGGCAUUACGGAAAGCUAACAAUGUUUUGGCUCCAGUCAUAGAUUUGAAGUCAAAGAAGGAAGACGAUGACUCCAAUUCCAAUUCAAGUUUUGGCAGCUACUCUAAAGAUGCUAGAGGUCUCACCUUCUCGCCCCACCAGAAUAAUGUUACUGGCAGUUUCCAGGACAUGGACUGGAACUUUGAUGGUGUUGAGUAUGAUCCGAUGUGGCCGAAUGAUUAUGAGAAAGUUGUGAAAGAUCUGAGAGAAAUAAGGGAAAGGGAGAAGGAAAGGGAGGAUGAAGAACGAAGAAAAAGAAGAGAAGACAGAGCUAGACCAAGAGAAAGUCGGUUCGAGCCUGGAGGUCCCCCAGAGGAACGACCUCGCAAGCCUAUGAUACCUAAUGUUCCCACCGGUUUUGCUGGAACUGCACGGCACGACAGUGAAGAGGAAGAGGAAGAAACAGAGCGGGAGAGACCGAGGGCAGGGGGAGUGGCCAUUGCACCUCCUCCCUCACUGCAGGAGCCAUCCCCCUCUCCCCCUGUUGACACUCUUAGAACGCCUGCAGCUUGUGGAGCUUCUGUAGCUGCCAAAAUUAUGGCCAAGUACGGCUUCAAGGAGGGUCAGGGUCUGGGGAAGAAAGAACAGGGUAUUUCAAUGGCUCUGCAAGUGGAGAAAACCUCCAAAAGAGGUGGUAGGAUAAUCCACGAGAAGGAGAUGAUGCCUCCACCUCCGCCCGCUGUCAAUACUCCCCCUCACCGUGAUGGGGCUCAGCCUGAGGCCCGUGAUGAACCUUCCAUCACAGAGAUCAUGCGGAGUCCGUCCAAGGUGGUUCUGCUCAGGAACAUGGUGGGUCCAGGAGAAGUGGACCAGGAUCUGGAACCAGAAGUGAAGGAUGAAUGUAACACCAAGUAUGGAGAAGUUAUCAAGGUAGUCAUCUACGAGUUGCCCAAUGCACCAUCUGACGAGGCUGUCCGGAUAUUUGUGGAAUUUAAGAGAAUUGAGUCUGCUAUCAAAGCCGUUGUGGACUUGAAUGGGAGGUUUUUCGGCGGACGUCAGGUGAAGGCAGGUUUCUAUGUGUGGGAGAAGUUUAACAACCUGGAGCUUUUAGACUAAUAGAAUCAAAUGUGGAUUGUAAUUUAAAUUGUAAAUAUCUUCUUCCAUGUGAUUGUAUUUUACUUUUUCAAUACACGUGUUUAAAGUUAA